UACACUAGUACUUCACGCUCUCUCUCUCUCUCUCUCUCUCGAUAUACAUAUGUCAUGUAAUAAUGAGUCCAUAAUAUCCAAAUUGCUCCAUCCGCCCCACUUUGUUCUUCCGACAUUGCACAGAGGGAACGCCCCAGACUUGUUUCUCUUUCUUCUCAGAAUUUUGGGAUGGUGAAGUUAGUGGCUCAAAGUCUUCUUCUUGGCCUUUACCUUCAAGUCCUUGCGGUAUUUGCUGUUGAUGUUCACCGCCUUAACAUAUGGCCAAUGCCCCAAUCAGUAAGCAAUGGGCAUCAAAUUCUUCAUAUGAGUAAGGACUUUGAGCUAAUGACUCAAGGAACCAAAUAUCCUGACGCUUCUGGGAUAUUGAAGGAUGGAUUCUCUAGAUUACUUGAUGUUGUCCAAGCUGCUCAUGUUGUUGAUGGCAACUUUUCCCAUUUCGACCAAUCUGUCCUGCUUCAGGGAAUUCAUGUGGUUAUUUUUUCACUCAAUGAUGAGUUACAAUAUGGGAUUGAUGAAUCAUACAAGUUAUCUAUUCCUGCAGCUGGAAAUCCGGUUUAUGCACAUCUUGAGGCACAAACAGUUUAUGGAGCCUUACAUGGGCUGCAGACAUUCAGCCAACUUUGCCAUUUUAACUUUACUACCACAGUAAUUGAAGUUCAUCAGGUCCCUUGGAACAUUAUUGAUCAGCCAAGGUUCUCUUAUCGAGGGCUCUUAAUUGAUACAUCUCGACACUAUCAGCCACUUCCAAUGAUAAAGAAGGUUAUUGAUUCUAUGGCUUACACAAAGUUGAAUGUGCUACAUUGGCAUAUUGUAGAUUCCCAAUCUUUCCCUUUGGAGAUACCUUCAUAUCCCAAACUAUGGUUCGGGGCUUAUUCUAUUUCCGAACGAUAUGCAAUGGCUGAUGCUGCUGAAAUUGUGAGUUAUGCUCAGAGGCGAGGUAUUAAUGUAUUGGCUGAAAUUGAUGUUCCAGGACAUGCUCUCUCCUGGGGGACUGGUUAUCCUUCCUUAUGGCCGUCAAAGGAUUGUCAGCAGCCACUUGAUGUCAGUAAUGAAUUUACCUUCAAAGUAAUAGAUGGGAUUCUUUCAGAUUUCAGUAAGAUCUUCAAAUUUAAAUUUGUUCACUUGGGAGGCGAUGAAGUUGACACCAGUUGCUGGGCUAUAACUCCUCAUGUGAAAAAAUGGUUACAGAAGCAUGCUCUGAAUGAAUCCGAAGCUUAUCAGUACUUUGUCCUGCGGGCUCAGAAAAUAGCAUUGUCAUAUGGAUAUGAAAUUAUCAACUGGGAAGAGACCUUCAACAACUUUGGAGAUAAAUUGAGCCGGAAAACUGUGGUGCACAACUGGCUUGGGGGUGGCGUUGCAGAGCGAGUGGUUGCAGCUGGAUUGAGGUGCAUUGUAAGCAACCAAGAUAAGUGGUAUUUGGAUCAUUUGGAUACCACAUGGCCAGAAGUCUAUAUGAAUGAACCACUCACAAAUAUCACAAACCCCAAGCAACAAGAAUUGGUUAUUGGAGGUGAGGUAUGCAUGUGGGGUGAACAGAUUGACGGAUCUGAUAUUGAACAAACAAUAUGGCCACGUGCUGCAGCAGCUGCUGAGAGGCUCUGGUCACCUUAUGACAACCUUGCAAAGGAUCCUCGGCAAAUCACUGGAAGGUUAGCGCACUUUAGGUGUUUGCUGAAUCAGAGAGGAGUUGCUGCUGCUCCAUUAGCUGGACCUGGUCGAGUUGCCCCACAAGACCCAGGUUCCUGUUAUAUGCAAUAAAGCUGAAGAUGAUUUCAACUGCAUUGGAAUUAUGCUAUCGUAUUCAACCAUGUCCUAUCUGCACCAAAUAAUAUCCACAACCAUAACGAGUCUCCUGAUAAAGUCAGGCAGCUCUCUGUCUCUGAUGUUCUAGGCUUUUUGAGCCAUGUAAUCUUUGUUUUUCCUUUUUGAGUGAUGUCUGUUUGCAAUGCAUUUGUUCUAUCUUGCACUACAGAUGAGGAAAGGCUGAUUAAUUUAUACGCCCUCAAUUUAUCAUGUAGUACUCAAAGAUCAUUGUAUCUGUGAAAUGCCUACAUAAUUCUUCUCUCUCUUACCUAAUAUUUAGUUUAUUUUAGUUUUACUAUA
Molecule: messenger RNA, 2103 nt
Organism: Camellia sinensis
Lineage: Eukaryota; Viridiplantae; Streptophyta; Magnoliopsida; Ericales; Theaceae
Product: beta-hexosaminidase 3
Biological process (GO): glycosaminoglycan metabolic process; carbohydrate metabolic process
Cellular component (GO): membrane
Molecular function (GO): beta-N-acetylhexosaminidase activity
Source: RefSeq, a predicted model, not a curated record